This is a messenger RNA of Spinacia oleracea (spinach), 1593 nucleotides long. RefSeq lists its product as uncharacterized. The transcript is spliced from 4 exons. The record is from RefSeq and is a predicted model, not a curated record. The coding region runs from base 511 to 1200 and encodes 229 amino acids. NCBI's taxonomy places the organism in Eukaryota, Viridiplantae, Streptophyta, Magnoliopsida, Caryophyllales, Amaranthaceae.
GGGUACACAAUCUCAUUAGAGGUUCUCUAGCCAAGUUGGUCUUGGCAUAGUGGUUGCUCACUUUGUCUCUUAACCAAUAAGUUGAGGGUUCGAAUGAUCGAAUCCAAACCUUUAGGAACGAAAAUAGAUCAUUAGCCAGCUUAAAUUUAUCUUUAAGUAAAACACGCGUGUAAAAAGGUUAGUCACUGCUGUUGACGGUGGACAAGUUAGUUAUACACACACAGAUAAAACAUCAGAGGUUCUGUUAAUCAAGGAGUAGGACUAUGAGAAGAGAUAAAAAAGAAGCAUGCUCAACCACAAGGAUAUCAAUAACUAGAAUACCUCUCAUUUUAUUUGAAAAAGUACAUUUUUCAAGUCAUACCCUUUUCUCCUCUAUAUUUAUAGUGAGAGCCCCCAUUUGCCAACUCUUCUAGACCCCCCAUCUCUAGUCUCUCCAACAUCAAAACCCACAAAACUUCAUCACCAUAUACUUCCUCAACAUAAAAAAAGCAAGAAACAAAAAGAAAAAGGAUGAACAUAGAAAAGAAGAAAAUGGAUGAGAGCAGAAAAAUAGUAGUGGUAGUAGAAGAAUCGGAAACAGCAAGAACAGCUCUUAGAUGGGCUCUACAAAACCUGGUUCGAUACGGCGACGUAGUGACCCUCCUCCAUUUAUGUCCUUAUUACCCUCCUAGAUCACGUAACAAGAACAAAAUUAGGCUCCUUCGCUUGAAGGGUUAUCAAUUAGCUCUUUCUUUCAAUGACAUUUGUACCUCUUCCUCUUUCAAUACGAAAAUAGAGAUAGUGGUGACAGAAGACGAUGAAGAAGGAGAGAAAAUGGUGGGGUUGGUUAGAGAAAUGGGUGCUUUUGCAUUGGUUCUUGGUCUUCAUGAUCGCAGCUUUUUCUACAGGUUGGCUAUGAGACAUGAUAACAUAACAAAGACAUUAAAUUGCAAAGUUCUUGCAAUCAAACAACCAAUAAGGCCGUCAUCUUCAUCGUCAUCGGCAUCGGCAAACCAGACAAGUUAUACAAAAUCAAAUAAUACAGCAUGCAUCACACAACUCCAAGCUUCACUCACUUUGGACUUUUCUCAAAUCGAAGUUGCUCCUUUGCUAGUCCCAAAUAUCAGCCCACAAAAGAUUCCAUACCAAAUAUGUCCAGACCCAUCUGCAAUUAUAUGGAGAUCCAAGAAGAAUAGGAGGAGAUCACGCAGGAAUUCAUAGUUUAUAUAUGUUCAUGUAUCUACACUUCCUUGUGUUUCAUUUUACUCUUUCUUAUGAGUUUUGGCUCUUUUAUAGCUCAUCUCAUGUAAUUCUUGCUCCUUUUUUUAACCACUUUUACCUAGGGUUGAUGGAGAUUUUUACUGUAUAACUAGUUGUUCUUGCUCUUUCUUUGUUAAUGUACUUGUAACUUGCGAGUACAUAAGCAAAGAAAUAGUGUUGGUUAUACCAUCUAGUCAUUUUUAAGGUACAACUAGUUAUACAUAGAAAACCGUCAGAUUUGAUGUGGCUCUUGGUUUGCUAAUCCAGAAAUUCAACAAAGUAAAGUAGUUGAAAAUUUGUAAUCUUGUUUGUCAUAAAUUAAGACCUCAUUAUUCUUUACGUGCACUGUUAUUA